GCUUUGCAAUAACUCCUCUCCUUCCACACCCUCUCCAGCUGUUCCCCUUCUUCCACCUCCUCCUUUCCAACCUUUCUUCUUCCCCUUUUGUCUCUGCAACUCCUCUUACAUUCCAUGGCUUCUCUCAAAACCAUCUCAAUCUUUCUUACUGCAUAGACUUCAACACCGAUCUUCUUUCUCCACCGUAAAGAGAGACAUCAUUUUCCUUAUUUUUCUUCAAGCAUUUAGAUGCAAGAGACUGAAAGGAAGGAGACAUAAAGCCAGUAUCUUAUAGAUCUUAGCUCUCCAAGUUGUUUUCUUUUUUUUUCCUUUUCUCUUUCUUCAUGUCUCUUUGGAUCUUCUCUCUCUAAACUGAGGUCUCUUUAGAAGAAGGAAGAAGUUAGGGUUUUGUGAAGCUAAAAUAUGCCCGCCGGCAUCAUGAUUCCGGCGAGACACAUGUCAUCGUUGGUCGGUAGGAACUCCGGAAUGAGCUUCGGCAACUCAUCGGCGCUGACUCUUGGGCAGAUGCAGACCGACAUAUUAGAAACUCAGCAGCUCCCAUUCCAACACCAGCUCAUAGAAGUGCAUACUCCGCCAACCACGACGGCGGAAAGCGAGAUCAUGAGAGCUGGAGAAGACGACUUAGAGAGCAAAUCCGGUAGCGAGAACAUUGAAGGCGCAUCCGGUGACGAACAAGAUCCUAACCAGCGGCCGAGGAAGAAGAGGUAUCAUCGGCACACACAGCACCAGAUUCAAGAGAUGGAGAAUUUCUUCAAAGAAUGUCCUCAUCCAGAUGACAAGCAAAGGAAGGAACUGAGCAGGGAGCUAGGGUUAGAGCCAUUGCAAGUCAAGUUCUGGUUUCAGAACAAGCGUACACAAAUGAAGACCCAGCAUGAGAGACAAGAGAAUGGACAAUUAAGGGCUGAUAACGAGAGGCUUCGUACAGAGAACCUCCGAUACAAGGAAGCUUUAAGCAAUGCCUCGUGCCCCACCUGCGGCGGCCCAGCCGCCCUGGGUGAGAUGUCCUUCGAUGAACAUCACCUCAGAAUUGAGAAUGGGAGGCUAAGAGAGGAGAUUGACAGGAUAUCAGGCAUAGCAGCAAAAUACGUAGGGAAACCAAUGGGCUCUCUCCCCCUCCUCUCCCCCUCCAGCACCUCUCGUUCUCCUUUAGACCUCGGCAUUGGUGGAUUCAGCACAGUUCAGCCGACAGGCCUCGCCGGAGGUGAUAUUUAUCGAUCCGGUGAGUUCCUAAGGUCUGUUUCUGGCCAGCCAGAGAUCGACAAGCCGCUGGUGAUUGAGCUGGCGGUGACUGCCAUGGAGGAACUCAUCAGAAUGGCCCAGCUUGGAGAGCCUUUAUGGAGUCCUGGACCAGACGGAGCUACAAGUACUCUCAAUGAGGAAGAGUACAUGCAGAAUUUUCCAAGAGGGAUUGGACCAAAUCCCUUUGGAUUGAGGUCCGAAGCUUCAAGGGAGACUGCUGUGGUCAUCAUGAAUCAUGUUAAUCUUGUUGAGAUUCUCAUGGAUGCGAAUCAAUGGUGCACAAUGUUCUCUGGCAUUGUGUCAAGGGCGAUGACGCUUGAUGUGCUGUCUACUGGAGUUGCUGGAAACUACAAUGGAGCUUUGCAAGUGAUGACAAGUGAAUUCCAAGUUCCAUCUCCACUUGUUCCAACUCGAGAGUGCUAUUUCAUUCGAUACUGUAAACAACAUCCUGAUGGUACUUGGGCAAUCGUAGAUGUUUCCUUAGACAGUCUUCGCCCGAGUCAAGUAAUGAAAUGUCGUCGAAGGCCUUCAGGGUGUUUGAUUCAAGAAAUGCCUAAUGGCUACUCCAAGGUGAUUUGGGUGGAACAUAUUGAAGUUGAUGAUAGGUCAGUUCAUAAUCUAUACAAGCCAUUGGUGAAUUCAGGACUUGCAUUUGGUGCAAAACGAUGGGUGUGUACUUUAGAUCGACAAUGUGAACGCCUUGCAAGUGUCAUGGCUAACAAUAUUCCUUCAGGAGAUAUUGGAGUGAUAACAACAUCUGAGGGGAGAAAAAGCAUGCUAAAAUUAGCUGAGAGAAUGGUGAUUAGCUUCUGUGGAGGAGUGAGUGCAUCAACAACUCAUCAAUGGACAACAUUAUCUGGAAGUGGAGCUGAAGAUGUGAGGGUGAUGACUCGAAAAAGUUUGGACGAUCCAGGAAGGCCUCCUGGAAUUGUCUUAAAUGCUGCAACUUCUUUUUGGCUACCUGUGGCGCCAAAGAGGGUGUUUGAUUUUUUAAGAGAUGAGAGUUCUCGGAGCGAGUGGGAUAUACUCUCCAAUGGUGGUGUAGUCCAAGAAAUGGCUCAUAUAGCCAAUGGUCGUGAACAUGGAAACUGUGUCUCCCUCCUCAGAGUUAAUAGCACAAAUUCAAGCCAAAGUAACAUGUUGAUACUCCAAGAAAGCUGCACAGACCUGACUGGUUCCUAUGUGAUAUACGCUCCAGUCGACGUCGUGGCAAUGAAUGUCGUCCUCAAUGGCGGCGAUCCAGACUACGUUGCCCUCUUGCCUUCGGGCUUUGCAAUCCUUCCAGAUGGCUAUGAUGGGGUUAAUGGUGUUGGAAGUGGAAUUGAGGAAGUGGGAUCAGGUGGUUCAUUACUUACAGUGGCAUUUCAGAUUUUAGUUGAUUCAGUGCCGACAGCGAAGCUUUCUCUUGGUUCAGUUGCGACGGUUAACAACCUCAUUGCUUGUACUGUGGAAAGAAUUAAGGCUGCAAUGUCUGGAGAGAGUGCUCAGGAUUAAUGAAGAUUUAAGUCUUAAAGAGGGAACAAUGGACGAAAUUUUUGAGACAUUGGAAGCAGUCAAGAACGCACCUCAGACUCUCCUUGAAAUAUGAUGUAUUUGUGCUACUGGAAUCAAAUUUCUAAAUAGAGAUCACAAAAUUACAUUUGUGAGGGUGCUGGUUCGGGUAUUGACUCUCCUUUCUUUCCCUCCCUCCCGCCCUCCAUGUAUCUCUUUUCUCUCUAUACCUUUGCAAAAAACUACGUUUAUUUCCUUUUAAUUACUACCAUUGCUUUCUUAACUUCUCUCUU
Messenger RNA from Phalaenopsis equestris, 3023 nucleotides. Its product is annotated as homeobox-leucine zipper protein ROC2-like. Gene Ontology annotation, molecular function: DNA binding; lipid binding; DNA-binding transcription factor activity, RNA polymerase II-specific. The transcript is spliced from 12 exons. Lineage: Eukaryota; Viridiplantae; Streptophyta; Magnoliopsida; Asparagales; Orchidaceae. The coding region runs from base 403 to 2733 and encodes 776 amino acids. The record is from RefSeq and is a predicted model, not a curated record. Gene Ontology annotation, biological process: regulation of DNA-templated transcription.